UUUCAGUAACCACAUUUCAAAGCUGGCAGUUUGAGAAAGCCCUGGUGUGAGCUUGCCAGGAUCUCCAAAGCUCCUUUUUACACCUUAAGCCCCCAACUGUCUCUGAGACUUGUGCUCCAUGACUUUUGUGAUCUAUGUGCUAUCCCAGUUUCAACACUCUUGCUUGGAUAACCUGACUUGUGCUUGGUGGGGAAGCGUGGGAAGAGUCCGAGCCUCCCAUGGGUGGAGGGGGAGCAUGGGUCUGUCCUAUGGGGUUUUGGAGAAGGGCCAGGCAACUCUACCCCGCAGCCCCAGUGACCCGCACGGUAAAGCCCUAGAUUAGGGUGCGGCGCCUAUUACACCUGGUAAGCCAAGCGGGGUGGGUGGCCUGAGGUGAGGUCUUGAAAAGAUUUGCGUCCUAGUUGAGGCAUUGGGAGGCGGGGCGGUAGCCCUGGAGUACAGUUUGCCUCUGAAGGUAGGUACAUAAGUAGGAGUGGCACAGUCACUUCCGCUCGGUCCGGUCAAGAUGGCGCUCAUAGUUGGAAUGCACUCCGUGGUCCGUGCCUUGCUCUGCACCCGGGCUGGGCUUCCGGACGCGGCCUUCUGGUGGAAAGAGCGGGCGACCUGCUGCAAGGUCCCUGCGCGGCGUUUCGGAAGUCAGCGCCAGCUGGUGGUGGUGGAGCCAAGUUCCACUGCAGGGAUUGCUGUGUUGAAGCUCAAGAACCCCCCAGUGAACAGCUUCAGCCUAGAGUUUUUGACGGAGUUAGUCAUCAACCUGGAGAAACUGGAAAACGACAAGACCUUCCGAGGCAUCAUCAUAACUUCGGACUGCCCCAAGGCCUUCUCAGCUGGCAUAGACCUGAGGGAAAUAUGCGGGAAGGACCCAGCAUACUACACCGAGUACUGGAAGGUUUUACAGGAUCUGUGGCUGCGGCUCUACUUGUCCAACCUGGUGCUGAUUAGCGCCAUCAAUGGACCCUGUGCUGCUGGAGGCUGCCUAAUCCCCCUCACCUCUGACUACCGGAUCCUGGCUGACAACCCCAAGUGCCUCAUUGGGCUGAAUGAGACCCGGCUGGGCAUUUCCGUCCCCUUCUGGUUCAAAGAUUCCCUCGUGAAUAUCAUUGGGCACCACGCUUCGGAGCAUGCACUGCAGCUGGGGUUGCUCUUCCCACCAGCAGAGGCCCUCCAGGUGGGCAUUGUGGACAAGGUGGCGCCCAAGGACCAGGUGCAGAGCACAGCUCUCUCAGUUAUGGCCCAGUGGUUGGCCAUUCCAGAUCACGCUCGGCAGCUGACCAAGAACAUGAUCCGAAAGCCCACGGCAGACCUCCUGGUGAAACGUCGUGACACGGACAUCCAGAACUUUGUCAGCUUUAUCUCCAGAGACUCCAUCCAGAAGUCCCUGCAGAUGUACUUAGCAAAGCUCAAACAAAAUAAAGACUAAGGGCUGGGCUGCCCGCACAGGGUUUAGGCAUAUACAUCCUUCUAGGGGAUUCUCUGGUCCUAAGGUGUUUUAAACAAGGUAUUUUCCAAUUUAAAAGUU
Molecule: messenger RNA, 1519 nt
Organism: Pteropus alecto (black flying fox)
Lineage: Eukaryota; Metazoa; Chordata; Mammalia; Chiroptera; Pteropodidae
Gene: ECI1
Product: enoyl-CoA delta isomerase 1
Exons: 7
Coding region: 506-1420 (304 amino acids)
Biological process (GO): fatty acid beta-oxidation
Cellular component (GO): mitochondrion
Molecular function (GO): enoyl-CoA hydratase activity
Source: RefSeq, a predicted model, not a curated record